Molecule: messenger RNA, 636 nt
Organism: Clonostachys byssicola
Lineage: Eukaryota; Fungi; Ascomycota; Sordariomycetes; Hypocreales; Bionectriaceae
Source: the annotation of a GenBank genome assembly
AUGACACACUCGCACUCCCAUCUCGGCGUGAACAAGAACGAACCACUCUUCCUUGUGCGGACACCGCGUCUCUCGGUGGGCUCGGGCGACAUCAUCCUCUUGAAUGGAACUGACAAGCUCGAGACUCCCCUUGCCUCAGUCGGCGCUCUAGAGCUCAAGAGCACUAAAGCCUGCGCCGCCGAGCUGCGACUCAAGCCGCGCCCCGGCGGCUCAUUCACUCAGCCGGUAGAGAUCAACAUGACCGUGGGAAUCCAGAACAAAUACCAAUUCACCGCUCCUGUCGGUCCCAAUGGUCAGCAUGAGACCUUCGAGUGGCGCCGGAGCACAGGCGAGUUAGUGCGCGACCUCCCCGGCGGCUUCCAGUACGGCAUGAAGCUCGUCCGUCUUGACGGCGCAACUGGAGGUGCUAGCAGUAAUGGGAAAGUGACCGUCGUCGGAGGUGACGGCAAGCGCAUCGUGGCAAUCUUUGCUGCCGUGCGCCCGCAAUGCACGAGUGCCAAGUUCCGCUUUAUGAAUGAGGGAGCGACGGGUGAGUUGGGAGAGGUGUUUGAGCUUGCUGCUAUGAUUAGCUUUAUGCGUUUGUUUAAGUUGCAACUGUCUCAGGGUGGUGUUGCCAUUGGUCCUGGUAGCUCAUGA